GUUAGGUUGGUAACUGAAUGUGUAGGAAAUUGGUGGAUGUUGUUGUGUUUAAGCCUUUUAAGGUUUAGACAAGUUGAGGAAGGAUUGGAUUGAGCGGCGGGAGAGAAGGAAGGAUGAGAGGUACACACAGAUGUACUAUGCCAAGCGGGGAAUUGUGACAGAGGAGAUGCUGUUCUGUGCGACUCGCGAGGGAUUGGACCCUGAGUUUGUGCGGUCAGAGGUUGCGAGGGGCCGUGCAAUCAUUCCUUGCAACAAGAAGCAUCUGGAGCUUGAACCCAUGAUCAUCGGAAGGAAGUUCCUUGUGAAGGUGAACGCCAACAUCGGAAACUCUGCGGUGUCGAGCUCCAUUGAAGAAGAGGUCCAAAAGCUUCAGUGGGCAGUCAUGUGGGGUGCAGACACUGCCAUGGACCUCUCUACGGGGGAUGACAUCCACGAAACGCGUGAAUGGAUCCUUCGCAACUCCCCGGUCCCGGUCGGUACCGUUCCCAUCUAUCAAGCUCUGGAGAAGGUGAACGGUAUUGCCGAGGAUCUGACAUGGUCGGUCUUCCGGGACACGCUGAUCGAACAAGCUGAGCAAGGAGUGGAUUACUUCACGAUCCAUGCCGGCGUCCUCUUGCGCUUCAUUCCACUCACGGCAAAUCGGAAAACAGGGAUUGUCUCUCGCGGCGGCUCUAUCCAUGCGAAGUGGUGCUUGGCGCAUCAUAAAGAGAACUUCGCAUAUGAGCACUGGGAUGAAAUCCUAGACAUCUGCAACCAGUACGACAUAUCCCUUUCCAUCGGCGAUGGUCUCCGCCCAGGAUCCAUCUACGAUGCCAACGACGCAGCACAGUUUUCAGAACUUGCUGUGCAGGGCGAGCUGACUCGGCGAGCCUGGGAGAAGGAUGUGCAGGUGAUGAAUGAGGGCCCGGGACACAUUCCGAUGCACAAAAUUCCUGAGAACAUGGAGAAACAGCUAGACUGGUGCAAUGAGGCUCCUUUCUACACCCUUGGGCCCUUGACGACAGACGUUGCGCCGGGUUACGAUCACAUCACAUCGGCGAUCGGUGCCGCGAACAUCGGAGCACUCGGCACGGCCUUACUCUGCUAUGUCACACCUAAGGAGCACCUGGGCCUUCCGAAUCGGGACGAUGUCAAGACCGGAGUCAUUUCUUACAAGAUAGCAGCACAUGCCGCGGAUUUGGCGAAAGAGCACCCCUACGCCCAGGCGUGGGAUGAUGCUCUUAGUCAAGCGAGGUUCGAGUUCAGGUGGAGGGACCAAUUCGCGCUGGCAAUGGACCCGAUGACCGCUCAGGCUUUCCACGACGAGACACUUCCAGCCGAAGGCGCCAAGGUUGCCCAUUUCUGCUCCAUGUGCGGACCGAAGUUCUGCUCCAUGAGAAUCACCGAGGACGUGCGCAAGUAUGCUGCAAAGUACGGGUAUGGGGAUCAAGAAGCAAUUCAGAAGGGGAUGGAAGAAAUGAGUGAAGAAUUCCAGUCCGCGAAGAAGACAGUCAGCGGUGAGCAGUGGGGAGAGUCAGGAGGGGAGAUAUACCUCCCAGAAUCUUAUGUACAGAAGAAGGUCCAGUCUUCUGUGUAAGGCCAAUUACUCUUACAAGCUUGAAAGAUCUGUGGAGAGAGAGAGAGAGAGAGAGAGAGAGAGAGAGAGAGAGAGAGAGAGAGAGAGAGAGAGAGAGAGAGAGAGAGAGAGAGAGAGAGAGNAGAGAGAGAGAGAGAGAGAGAGAGAGAGAGAGAGAGAGAGAGAGAGAGAGAGAGAGAGAGUUUCUCAAGCUUGAAAGAUCUGUGGAGACUAAGUAGUAAGUACGGCACAUGCUUUUUCACACCAUUACCACACUGCAGCUACCAGUGUGUGCCACCUGUCUCAACAAGGGAAGGGGAACGAAUACAGAGAUUGGAGAUCGGCACGUUGACGAGGUGACGAGAAAGCAAGGCUCGCUGGCUCGUGGGUACGGUUGCAGGCUAGCAAUUGCCUUUUUUCCCUUGACCCCUUCACUCUUCCACCAUUUUCCUGACUACUUCAGUGAUGAUGAUCAGGCAAACCACAUACAAUUUGACGACCUUAACCUAUACCUGCACAGCCGCUUGUAAUUUUUUCUUUUAUGUUUUUAAUUCUCUGUACAUCUGUCCUCUGUUCUGCUCUUCUCCCAAUAGUCGUGGCUUCUUGUAGUUCUACGUACAUAGGUUCUCCAAGCUCUCCAAGUCUCCGGGCUCUCCGAGUCUCCGGGCUCUCCAAGUCUCCGGGCUCCUCUUCAUAGGUUCUCCAAGCUCUCCAAGUCUCCGGGCUCUCCGAGUCUCCGGGCUCUCCAAGUCUCCGGGCUCCUCUUCAUGACAGUGGUGACGAGUGCGAUCAAUGAGGUAACUGCAUACCCACCUACCUAUUCAGAGUUUAUUAAUUGUUUAUCCAACUUAAUUCUGUAAACUGCUGUAAAUUAUUGCUGUUUCUCUCAGACACACUAGCAGCAGAAAAUCCGCAUCAGACAACUUUGUCAUCCUUUCCCCGCUUUGUUUAUUUUGUAAAAAAAAGAAAAAGUCCUCCUAAAACUCGUCAAUUCUCUCUAACUGGUGCUGGUAAUGUUUCUGAUCUUUGACCCUUUCUUGUGGUCUUACUAUCGUUUCUGUCUCUCCUUCCCUUGCUCUUUAAAUU
Messenger RNA from Chara braunii, 2641 nucleotides. NCBI's taxonomy places the organism in Eukaryota, Viridiplantae, Streptophyta, Charophyceae, Charales, Characeae. The record is from the annotation of a GenBank genome assembly.